AUGAAGAGGGUGAAAGCAGUAAGCCUUGACAAAGUUAUUGAAGAUUUCUCCUUGUUAGAGCAGAAAAUAACAGAACUUCAAGGAAAUAACAAUAUAUUGGACAUAAAACUAGAUGAAGCCAGCAGGCUGCUGAAGUUGGGCCAAACUAAAGAGACUUGCAUAAAGGAAGAAUGUGCUACUCUUCGGGCAACAAUAAAAGGACUUCAGGAAACAAUACAAACCCAGUUUGACUUACGAGGUGAGGAGCAUACAUGUCAUGUUGAGAGAAUAAUGAUGGAGAUGAAGGCCAUGCAGCAGGAACAUAAAACUGAGCUUGCUGAGGUUCAAUGUGACAUGAGAAGAAAAUCUGAGAUGAAAGAAACAGAGUUGAAAGAUGCCGUUGUGACAAAAGAGGCUGAAAUUCAGGCAGUGAAAAAGCAGCUGAAGGAUCAAGAAAGGGAGAAACAGAGUGAAAUAAUUAAACUUCAAAUGGAGUUUAAUGCAAAGCUGGUAAGAAUUCAGAGCACCUCAGUGAAAGUCCAGCAUCAAGAUUCCUCCAUCUUAGCACAGAACAUUUUCAAAAGGAAACUGCAGUUUCUGCAAGAUGAGAAGAACAGAGAGAGUGAAGCCUUGCGCAGAACGAUCAAAGAGCUGGAGCAACACCUCAGUAGCCCUCAUGAUUCUCGCCUGAAACGCAGACGGUUUUAAUCCAAGACAUUUAGAAAACAAAAUCAGCUAUAGA
Messenger RNA from Polyodon spathula (Mississippi paddlefish), 721 nucleotides. Its product is annotated as coiled-coil domain-containing protein 152-like. The transcript has 7 exons. The coding region runs from base 1 to 687 and encodes 228 amino acids. The record is from RefSeq and is a predicted model, not a curated record. NCBI's taxonomy places the organism in Eukaryota, Metazoa, Chordata, Actinopteri, Acipenseriformes, Polyodontidae.